Messenger RNA from Aphanomyces invadans, 485 nucleotides. RefSeq lists its product as hypothetical. The record is from RefSeq and is a predicted model, not a curated record. The transcript is spliced from 2 exons. Gene Ontology annotation, biological process: iron-sulfur cluster assembly. The coding region runs from base 32 to 286 and encodes 84 amino acids. Lineage: Eukaryota; Oomycota; Saprolegniomycetes; Saprolegniales; Verrucalvaceae. Gene Ontology annotation, cellular component: L-cysteine desulfurase complex; mitochondrion.
GUCUUCUGUGGUAUUCGCCAACUCGACCGCCAUGGCCCGCCGCUCCGAAGUCUUGCGCUUGUACAAGGAUCUGCUUCUCGAAGCAGCGCAGUUCCAGAACUACACGUUCCGCACAUAUUCUUUGCGCCGCAUCAAGGCUGACUUCCGCGCCAACGCCAGUCUGCGCGACAGCGACUUGACAGCGUCGCUUGGCUUCGGCUACGAGCAAUUGCAUCUGUUGCGACGACAAGUAGCAAUCAGCAAAUUGUACCCUGCCGAAAAGUCCGUGAUGGAAAACCUGCAGUAAUUCAUCCCAUGCAUGGAUGCCUUCCAUAUCUCGAAUUUGGCGACUGCCAUGCUGUGCCGACUUUCGUGCAGUGGCCAUGUUUGACCCCAACGAUUUCAUUUGUCACAUUCUUCUCAUCUCAUGGCUGAGCCAGUAAAGGACGCGCUCUGUGCACAUGGGCUAACUGCACUCGUAAGGCACGACAUGCACUACUGCUUGC